AUGUUCUCUACACAUUGGAAGCUGCCAUACAUCACCAGCUGGUUUUCCUUUCUUCCACGCUCCCUUCAUUCUUUCAAUUUCGACGUAUCUACUUAUAAAUACUCCGAAAACAUGGAAGAAGACAACAGCAGAUGGAGGUUGUUAAGCAGGCUGAGAACAGUCGUCAAGAAGGUCACUUUUCUUAUGAACUCAAAUGUAAACCGGUGGCGCGCUGUCUCCUCUUUCAUAGGUCGAUCAGGUAGUCGCAGGCGGCUGAGCUUUGGGGAACGACUAGGGUUGACAGCAAUACUGUCAUCCUCCGAUGAUGAAGAACAAGAACAAGAACAUGAUAAUCAUUGUGAUUCUGGUUCUUGUUCUCAUGUAAAGGAGUUGGAGAAGACGAGAAGCUUUCAUAUACAAAGAACCAUGAGUUUUCCUGAAGAAGAUGAUGUGGAUAAGAGAGCUGAGAUGUUUAUUGAGAACUUUUAUCGACAAUUAAGAUACGAACGGCAAGUUUCUUUGCAACUUAGAUGA
Lactuca virosa is the source of this 513-nucleotide messenger RNA. NCBI's taxonomy places the organism in Eukaryota, Viridiplantae, Streptophyta, Magnoliopsida, Asterales, Asteraceae. The record is from the annotation of a GenBank genome assembly.